AGUGUAAUAUGGCGAAGACCUACGAUUACCUGUUCAAGCUGCUGCUGAUCGGGGACUCGGGGGUGGGGAAGACCUGUGUCCUGUUCCGCUUCUCCGAGGACGCCUUCAACUCAACUUUCAUCUCCACCAUAGGAAUUGACUUUAAUAUCAGGACCAUAGAACUCGAUGGCAAGAGAAUUAAGCUACAGAUAUGGGACACAGCUGGUCAGGAACGGUUUCGGACGAUCACAACAGCCUACUACAGGGGCGCAAUGGGCAUCAUGCUGGUCUAUGACAUCACCAAUGAGAAGUCCUUUGACAACAUCUGGAACUGGAUUCGGAACAUUGAGGAGCAUGCUUCUGCAGAUGUCGAAAAGAUGAUACUCGGGAACAAGUGUGAUGUGAACGACAAGAGACAAGUUUCCAAGGAACAGGGAGAAAAGCUGGCCCUGGACUAUGGAAUCAAGUUCAUGGAGACAAGUGCGAAGGCCAACAUCAACGUGGAGAAUGCAUUUUUCACUCUCGCCAGAGACAUCAAAGCAAAAAUGGACAAAAAAUUGGAAGGCAACAGUCCCCAAGGGAGCAAUCAGGGAGUCAAAAUCACACCAGACCAGCAGAAGAGGAGCAGCUUUUUCCGAUGUGUUCUUCUGUGAGGAGCACUGCCUUACUCUGAGCCUCGCUCAGCCGAGCUGACUGUGCCUGUCCUGAGUGAGGCCCUCACUCAGCCCGGGCCCUCCCCCUCCAACACUCCCUGCCGUGCUGCGGCCCCUGGGCCCAUGGCCACCAGA
Molecule: messenger RNA, 767 nt
Organism: Lutra lutra (Eurasian river otter)
Lineage: Eukaryota; Metazoa; Chordata; Mammalia; Carnivora; Mustelidae
Product: ras-related protein Rab-8A-like
Exons: 1
Coding region: 9-632 (207 amino acids)
Biological process (GO): neurotransmitter receptor transport to postsynaptic membrane; protein localization to plasma membrane; regulation of exocytosis
Cellular component (GO): endosome; synaptic vesicle; trans-Golgi network transport vesicle
Molecular function (GO): GTP binding; GTPase activity
Source: RefSeq, a predicted model, not a curated record